AUGCGUACAGCAGGCGCCAUACGGUCGCAAAAGAUGGCUGGUCGAACUACGAGUCGUGCAGCAAAGAAGGUGCCAAUAAGUCAUGAUUUCUUGUUACGGCAGAGAAUGUACAACAAGCUCAAACGCAUUAUUCCAGACACGGCCAAGACAACACCAUCUCACGUGCUAAAAACCAAGCUCGAGAAUGCUCAAUCUAAUCCGGACAUGGUGGCAUUGAUGUCUCAAUUCAAAUAUGACGAGAUUCUUGAUGUGGCAAAAGAAUUGGUUGCGAAGGGUCUAUUCGGUUUGGCUCAACCGCCACAUGGUGGCUAUAUCAGAGCUCGUAAAGCCGCACGAGAGGCCGCCAGUGAGCCCUCUUCAGAAGCGAAUGUGCCGGACGAGAUUCGCAGAUCUGGCUUUCGAAGGCUGGAUGAUUUUCAAUCUGCAGUCGCAGAGGCUGAAUCACCAAGCUCCACUUCCGGAAAUUCCAUUACGAGUUUUGAUCAGCUUUUGGAAAAUCAUCUAGAGACCUCGAGGGCUACAUCUGCCGCAUCCGCAGUAUUCUCUAAUUUCAAGCCAGCCGAUAUUCUCGAAACUACUCGCUCAACGAAGUCGAUUGAUGGAUUCCGUCAGGCUACAGCAGUAUCUGUGGGUGUGCGCGAUCGACGGAGAAAACCCCGAGUAUCGCUUCAAGACACCAAUGGCUACUACUUGGAGACCUACGUUGAAAAGGUCUACUCAGAAUCGAAGCCUCGCCUCAAAGGCUUUCAUUGUCAUCCUUCAGUCUCUUACCACAAGAUCGGCCACGAAUUGGGAUUCUUCCCUGGUCUUAGCAAGUUAUUGCUAGAGCAUCGGCCUCGUGAUCUGUUCAGACUUGUUCGCGAGCUCUGUAUUCGAGGCCUCUUUCUUGUCAAUUAUACGAGAUAUCCGAGUUAUCGUGAGGCUGCAGAAGAAGCUCGUAAACUAGUCCCACAAUAUGCCGAUCUGCCCCUCCGCGUGUGUGCUGUUGCCAGCCAGAUCCUAUCACCAUAUCCUUGGGAGCCCCUCAGACUUCCCUACGUGCUUGACAUUGAGCCUGUCGCCAGUCGAGCUACGGUUCCCGACUGCCAGAGAAUGAAACUGCUCCCAGCUUCGGAGGGUUCGAAUGCACCUCACAACAACGAAAGCUCGAACGUAAUGGAGACCGAGCGUAUACAGAUCCCUGCGUCCGAUCUGAAGCAGACUACGGAGCUAAAUGCUGCUGGCUCGCAGAUAUCUCAUCCUGAUAUUUCAGGUACUUCAAAGCAAGUAUUGGAACAAGGAGAGUUCUCGAACUCAGCUGCACUCGUCAAGCCAGAGGUGACUGCCUGGGAUCGAGUUGGCGAGCCCAGCAAGACUCUGAGGAUCUCAGGGUUCAGAAGGAGAGUCAACAAGAAGUCUCUUUUCGAGGAGUUCGCGAGAUUCUCUCCAAUUGAACUCGAAGUGCCGGAGCGACUUGUUGCGCUUAUCACUUUCACCGACAUCGAGGCCGCUACUAGGGCUCUCAACGCCAAACGUCGCUUUUUUUUCAAGAGUAGCGCCUUACGGUGUACGUUCACGAACCCAAUCCACACCCGUGUCGUUGCUUCCAGGCAAUUGGUCGAUGACCAUAUGCGCGAUUUGCCGUCAUUACCUGGGGACACAUGGGACGAAGAUUCUAGCCUUGGUUCCACAUCGCUGCCUUCAAAAUCUCAUCUAUCAGACCUGGUUGACACGACGAGUACCGAGGAAGAGUCGUCCAAAUCUAAUGUCGAGAGUUUCGAUGACAGACUAGAAAACAAGGAGUUCCAGGUCUCUGUAUCAGCUCCAGCGAUGUCUGAUGGUCUUGGAGCAGACGAAGGCAUAAUGUCAACUAAGAACUCUGUUUCAGAUCCGCCCAGCUCGGAUCUACGCUGGGAUACAUUGUUGGACGCUAGACCUCAAAAAAGAUUCAAACUUAGACCCCGUUGA
This is a messenger RNA of Aureobasidium namibiae CBS 147.97, 1947 nucleotides long. RefSeq lists its product as uncharacterized. Bases 1 to 1947 code for a protein of 648 amino acids. Gene Ontology annotation, molecular function: RNA binding. The record is from RefSeq and is a predicted model, not a curated record. Lineage: Eukaryota; Fungi; Ascomycota; Dothideomycetes; Dothideales; Saccotheciaceae. The transcript has a single exon.